AUGAAGCUUUUUGCCGCGACAGUUGCCCUCGUCCAGGCCUCCGCCGUCCAGGACCGAAUCGACGUGAUUCUUGGUCAUUUUGACCGUCUCGUCGAGAAUGGCCUCUACGGCGGCAAUGCUAAGGACGAACGAUACGUCGCCAAGAUCCAGAGCUGGGCUGCCAAGAUCGUCGCUGCCAACGGCGACCGAGACGGUGCCGAGUGCGACGCCGUCGAGGAGGAAAGCGAGGACGUCAGCGUCUUCUCCGAGGGCGACUGGUGCAAGUUAAACAGGCAAAUCAACUCGGCCCUCAGCUCUGCCGCUCGACGAUGGGCAUGCGACGGACGUGGCAACGUUGCCAGACAGGCCGUCCGACGACUCAAAAAAGUCAAGAACCAGUACGAGCGACGAUACUGUUAUUAA
Molecule: messenger RNA, 402 nt
Organism: Oikopleura dioica
Lineage: Eukaryota; Metazoa; Chordata; Appendicularia; Copelata; Oikopleuridae
Source: the annotation of a GenBank genome assembly